Molecule: messenger RNA, 1064 nt
Organism: Tribolium castaneum (red flour beetle)
Lineage: Eukaryota; Metazoa; Arthropoda; Insecta; Coleoptera; Tenebrionidae
Product: ethylmalonyl-CoA decarboxylase
Exons: 3
Coding region: 168-1019 (283 amino acids)
Biological process (GO): fatty acid beta-oxidation
Cellular component (GO): cytosol
Source: RefSeq, a predicted model, not a curated record
GAUUACACAGUGCAGUCCAUUCCAUUCCUAUCAAUCACAUUGCUAUUACAUUAGUAUUUUUGUUAAUUAUAAAAACCCCAACACGUAACAGCGAUCACUUUGCGUAGUGACACUGCACCGGCAAGUUUAUUGACUCAAAAAAUCGCGCUGAAUAUUUGAGUCGCAACAUGUCACUAUCCCCCGAAAACAACUUCGCCGAAAUCGAAAAGUACUUAAGCCAGUUUGCCAGCGGCGACGUUAUUCUCUCAAACAAGUACUUCGACAAAGGCCUCGCCGUGAUCUACUUCAAUAACCCGGGGAAAAAGAACGCAAUCAGCGGGAAAAUGAUGGUCCAGCUGCGCCAAUGCGUCCAGAAGCUGGAGGAAUGGCGCGAGGGCAAGGCCGUGCUGCUCUGCGGCCUCGGGGGCAAUUUCUGCUCCGGGGGCGAUCUCGAAUUCGCCAGAGCUUCCGGCACGCAAAAGGAAGCGCUUUACAUGAGCAAUUGGAUGCAGGAUACGCUGACGCGUCUCCAGAAGCUUCCGAUGUUCAGCGUGUGCCUCAUCCAGGGCCCCACGCUGGGGGGCGGCACCGAGGUGUCGCUCUUUUGCGACUUCAUUAUCGCAACGGAGGAUGUCAAAUACAGCUUCAUCCACGGGAAAAUGGGGAUCAUAACGGCGUGGGGCGGAACGACGCGGCUUGUUGAGAAAAUUGGGGCCAAGAAAGCGCUUAAUUUGUUCCUCACGUCGCAGAUUUUAAACGCCCAGGGGUGUGUCGAGAACGGCAUCGCCGAUCAUGUCGUUCCCGUUGAAGACUGCUUAGCUAAGGCCAUCGAAUGGAUCGACUUAAGGCUACAGCACCACCACCAGAUUAUCCGCUCCUUCAAAAAUUGCGUCAAUAAGGCCGCCAGGGACACGUACCAGAAUUCGCUAACGUACGAGAAAAGCCUCUUCUCGCUCACGUGGGGCAGCGAAAUGAAUAAAGAAGCCUUGGCGAAGAACAUCAAGCAUAUUAAAAUGAAUAACGGAGACGCCAAAAUGUAAUAACACGUGUAUAUUUUUUAUUAAUAAAACGAGAUAAGCCAGCGA